AUGAAAGAUGAAGAAGAAGUUCUCUUUAGUCUCAAUUCUCUUUUUGUAAUUGUUUCUGUCGAUUUUGAUGAGAAACUUCAACUUUGGAAAGUACAAUUGAAAACAACUGAUGAACGUUCUAAGAGUGUUGCAGAAUAUUACAAAUCCAUCCAGCAAGGUGUCGACUACUAUUCAUCAAUGAUCUAUUUUGGCCGUCUUCUCGUUUAUGAAUUAGGUCAAAUUGAUCAAGCUGAAAAAUAUUUUCAAAUAUUACUUAAAUCACUACCGUCUGAUCAUUCGAACAUUGCAUCUGUGCACAAUUGGAUUGGGGUUGUUCACGACAAAAGACACAAUUUAGAUUUAGCAUUAGAGUAUUAUGAGAAAGCCUAUGCGAUUCGUAAACAACAAUUACCAUCUGAUCAUCCAUAA
This is a messenger RNA of Rotaria sordida, 408 nucleotides long. Lineage: Eukaryota; Metazoa; Rotifera; Eurotatoria; Philodinida; Philodinidae. The record is from the annotation of a GenBank genome assembly.